CGCUGGUGCCCCCGCUGCCGCGCUCCUCCACUUGGGAUGCGGGGGUCCCCGGCGGCGCCGGGGCUGGGGGGCUGGUGGUGCCCGCAGGAGGUUGCUUGGAGGAGGACAGCGUUCAGCUGGAGAGCAGGAGCCAUUACACACGCUUCUGCUCUCCUUUGAGAGAAAGAGAGCGUGAAGGGAAGAAAGGAAAGGGAAGGAGCCCACUUCUUCUCGCUCACUUCUCCGACGUCCCUACCUUUAAACCAGGCAAGGGAGAAGGAGCUUUCUCCCCUGCCCCUUUCUCCACCACCCGGAGCAGCUUUCUCCCUAUCUUUCCUUCUCUUUCCCUUUCUUUAUCUCCCUGUCCUCCAUUUGCAAGCUGUCUGCUUUGGUUCCAGUCCAGGCUCCACAACACAAAGCUUCUCCUCGCUCUCGCACACAUGCACACACACAGUCUACAGGCUCUUUAUGUCUUCUGGAGUAACCUUCUUCUACCCCCCCGCGUCCUCUUAGCAUUGUGGUUUCUAUUCUCCACACAGAGAUCCUCCUGGAGCUUCAUGUAGUUGUGAUCUGAUAGGAUUUCUCCCCGCCUCACAUCCCUCUUUUGGGGGAGAAAAGGGAAAAGUUUCAUUCGUUUUUCUGGUGUUUGGAAGGAGAAAGACCUUCAAGUUUGAGUGCUUUCUGCUGCUGCUUUUGUGUGUGUGUCCGUGGGGGUCUGUUUGUCUCAUGAAGCUGCUUGCAUGUCUAAGAGGAAGUGACUAGUUUGGCAGAGAGCUGUGAUCUGAGUCAGAAUUUUCUCAUGUGAAAGAUCGUUUUUGAACCAUGGAGGUGCUGCAGUGUGAUGGCUGCGAUUUUCGAGCUCCAUCGUAUGAAGACCUUAAAGCUCAUAUUCAGGAUGUUCACACUGCUUUCCUGCAGCCAACCGAUGUCUCAGAGGAAAGCCCUAGCCAGCCAAGGUCUGGUUCCAUGAAUGCUAGCAACCAGACUGAGGUUGAGUUUUCUUCCGUAAAGGAUGAAUUUACGAUUGCAGAUGAAAUAGCAGGGCAAAAUGCAACAAGUCAGAUGGGGACUGGAAGUUACUAUAACCAGAGCCAGACUUUCUAUGGUCAGCAUAUGGCUCCAAAUCCUAAACCAACCAACAAAUUUUUCCAGUGCAAGUUCUGUGUGCGCUACUUCCGUUCCAAAAACCUCCUCAUAGAGCACACACGCAAGGUUCAUGGAACGCAGGCUGGGGGGAGCUCAGUGGGGCCACCAACCACUAGUUCCUUAAAUUACAACAUCAUGAUGCAUGAAGGGUUUGGCAAAGUUUUCAGUUGUCAGUUCUGCACCUACAAGUCACCCAGGCGUGCAAGGAUUAUUAAGCACCAGAAAAUGUAUCACAAAAACAACCUGAAAGAGAGUUCAACUCCCCCUACAGCUGCCACUGCUAUAUCUGAAUCAACAUCUGCUUCUGUGCCAGUGCAGGAACCCUGCAAGGAGCUGCCUGCAGAGGUGGUGGAGCGGAGCAUUUUGGAGUCCAUGGUCAAGCCCCUGACAAAGUCAAGGGGCAACUUUUGCUGUGAAUGGUGCAGCUACCAGACACCUCGAAGGGAGCGCUGGUGUGACCACAUGAUGAAGAAGCACCGCAGUAUGGUAAAAAUACUGUCAAGCCUGAGGCAGCAACAAGAAGGAACCAGUGCACCUGAUGUACAGAACAAGAGUGCCCAGAAUGCCUCCCCAAACUCUAACUAUAUGUCCAUGAAUACGACAGGACGUGAGAUGUCAAACGCUAAUGUCUCAAACUUCAGAAGCUCUAUGGGCAAUUCCCUUAUCAGGCCCAACUCUUCUACAUCUUCCAAGUUUUCUUCCGUGUCUUAUCCUCAAAUGAAGCCUAAGUCACCUCACAACUCAGGCAUGGUUAAUUUGUCUGACAGAUCCCGCUAUGGAAUUGCUGAUGUGACAAAUUCUUCUGCUGACCUGGAAACAAACAGUAUGCUAAAUGACUCCAGCUCAGAUGAAGAGCUAAAUGAAAUGGACAGCGAGAAUGGCUUGAACUCCAUGGAUCACCAGACCACAGGAAUGUCCGCAGAGCAGCUGAUGGGAUCUGAUGGCAACAAACUCCUGGAAACAAAGGGGAUCCCCUUUAGAAGGUAUAUGAACAGGUUCCAGUGUCCUUUUUGUCCUUUCCUGACUAUGCACCGCCGAAGCAUUUCCCGUCACAUUGAGAACAUCCACCUGUCUGGAAAGACAGCCGUGUACAAGUGUGACGAAUGCCCUUUCACUUGCAAGAGUUCAUUAAAGCUUGGCGCCCACAAGCAAUGUCAUACAGGUACAACAUCAGACUGGGACACUGUGAACUCUCAGACCGAAAGCAUCGCCUCUUCUUUGAAUGACAGUGCUGUGUCUUAUGAGAGUGGAAAUAUAAAUGGCAGGAAGUCAGCUGGGAUGAUGGAGCCAGUGCAGCAGCAGCAGCAGCAGCAGCAACAACAACAACAACAGCAAUCACCCCAGCCCCAUUCACAGCAUCCAUACAAGUGCACAAUGUGCAACUAUUCCACCACAACUUUGAAAGGCCUCAGAGUUCAUCAGCAGCACAAGCACUCAUUCUGUGACAACUUGCCGAAAUAUGAUGGACCACCAUCCAACACACCACAAGAGAGUGAGGCAGAUGCUCACACCUCUGCCAGCACAGUGAAGAAGAGCCAGACCUCGAUCCUUGGGCUGUCAUCUAAAAAUAACUUUGUUGCAAAGGCACCUCGGAAGGUGUCAAAUGAUUUCCCUUUAGAUCUCUCACCAGUGAAAAAAAGAACUAGGAUUGACGAAAUAGCAAGCAAUCUGCAGAGCAAAAUCAACCAGAACAAACAGCAAGAAGAUGCUGUGAUUAAUGUAGAGGAUGAUGAGGAAGAGGAGGAAGACAAUGAGGUGGAGAUAGAAGUUGAGUUAGACAGAGAAGAAGAGCAAACAGAACCAAUGAUAGAAGUUUCCAGUUCUUACGCACCACAGCAAAUGUGGGGAAGAGAGGCUAAUGAUUCCCAGAAGGAGGCAAACUUCAGAAGCUUGCAGCAUGAUUACAAUUCUGCCAAUGGAGCAGAGAUUGAGCUCACUUUAUCAGAAGAUGAGGAAGAUUAUUAUUCUUCUGUCAGCAUGAAAGAACAUCAGAGCCCUAAUGCCUCUGUUCUGGGGGGCCAGUCAAACAUGUAUGGUACUGAUCAGAACAAUGAGAAUGCAGAGUUUAAUGACUCUGGCAGGCUUUACUAUUGUAAACACUGUGAUUUCAGCAACAAAUCUGCCCGGAGUGUUAGCACCCACUACCAGCGAAUGCACCCCUAUAUUAAAUUCAGCUUUAGGUAUAUCCUGGAUCCCAAUGAUCACAGUGCAGUAUACCGGUGUCUUGAGUGCUAUAUUGACUAUACAAACUUUGAAGACCUGCAGCAGCAUUAUGGAGAACAUCACCCUGAAGCUAUGAAUGUACUGAACUUUGAUCAUUCUGAUCUGAUCUACCGCUGUCGCUUCUGCUCUUACACAAGCCCGAAUGUUAGAAGUCUGAUGCCACAUUACCAAAGAAUGCAUCCCACAGUGAAAAUUAACAAUGCAAUGAUAUUUUCAAGCUAUGUUGUUGAGCAGCAAGAAGGGCUGAACACAGAGUCUCAGACACUGAGAGAGAUCUUGAAUUCUGCUCCAAAAACUAUGGCAACCUCCACCCCCGUGGCUCGCGGGGCUGGUGUGCCAGCUGGCUUUAACAAAAAUGCCGCCAAGAGUUUUAGUCCUGAAUGUGAAAAUCAGAAGGAACCUUCCGUCAAUACUGUGGUUGUUUAUGACUGUGACGUGUGUUCAUUUGCAAGCCCUAACAUGCAUUCGGUUUUGGUUCAUUACCAGAAAAAGCACCCCGAAGAAAAAGCAUCAUAUUUCAGAAUCCAGAAGACCAUGCGUGUCGUCUCUGUUGAUAGAGGCUCUGCCCUGGCUCAGAUGUCUUUUGAGAUGGGGACACCUGUCUCCCCAAAACUGUCCAACUUGGCUUCUCAGCCUCCACCUCCCCCACCACCACCCCCAGACCUUGCUACUGAACUCUACUACUGCAAACACUGUUCAUACAGCAACCGCUCAGUUGUUGGAGUGCUUGUCCACUACCAGAAGAGGCACCCAGAGAUAAAGGUCACUGCCAAAUAUAUCAGGCAGGCACCUCCCACUGCAGCAAUGAUGAGGGCUGGUGAGCUGCCACCUGGUAUUCAGAGGCCACCAGUGUCAAUGCAGCAGUUGAGCCGAGGUGGUUCGGAGACCUCUGUGAAUCCUCCCGAGAAUGAAAUGUUUUUCUGCCAGCACUGUGAUUAUGGAAACAGGACCGUGAAAGGUGUGCUCAUUCAUUAUCAAAAGAAGCAUCGUGACUUCAAAGCUAAUGCAGAUGUGAUUAGACAGCAUACAGCCACCAUUAGAAGCCUUUGUGAUCGCAGCCAGAAGAAAUCAACUGGCAAUGUGCCUGCUCACACCUCUAGCACUGAACGGGACAAGUCAAAGCUGAGAGCCCUCAAGUGCAGGCAGUGUAGCUAUACUUCACCUUACUUCUAUGCAUUGAGGAAGCAUAUUAAGAAAGAUCACCCAACGCUGAAAGCUACAGUCACAUCCAUUCUCAGAUGGGCAUUUUUGGAUGGCUUGAUAGAGGCAGGUUAUCACUGUGAAUGGUGCAUUUAUUCACACACAGAGCCAAGUGGUUUGCUUGUGCAUUACCAAAGGAGACAUCCUGAGCAUUAUGUUGAUUAUACUUACAUGGCAACUAAACUCUGGGCAGGUCCCGAUCCUUCCCCUCCUGCCCUAGUGAUGCCAACAGAGGCAAAGUCCUACAAAUGCAGAGAUUGCAUUUUUGAAGCAUCUUCCAUUUGGGAUAUUACUAAUCACUACCAAGCUUUUCACCCUUGGGCCAUGAAUGGGGAUGAAUCUGUGCUGUUAGAUAUCAUUAAGGAAAAAGAUGCUGCUGAGAAGUCUGGCACACAGCCUGAUGAAACUGGGAUCAGGAUGGAUUCUGAGGACCAGAUAACAACGUCACAGAUGGACCAGGAUGCAGAGUGUGCAGAUGAUCCCAGCCUUUCCCAAGAGAAAACGGUGCAGCUGGCUUCUGCAAACCCUGCCAUCUCCUCUACUCCAUAUCAGUGUACAGUAUGCCAGUCUGAAUACAACAACUUGCAUGGCCUUCUGACACAUUAUGGCAAAAAACAUCCUGGCAUGAAAGUGAAAGCUGCAGAUUUUGCUCAGGAUAUAGACAUUAACCCAGGGGCUGUAUAUAAGUGUAGACAUUGCCCAUACAUUAACACACGUAUUCAUGGUGUUCUCACACACUACCAGAAACGGCACCCAUCAAUAAAGGUCACUGCUGAAGACUUUGUGCAUGAUGUGGAGCAGUCAAAUGAUAUUGCUCAGAAUGAUGUGGAAGAGACGAGCAGGAUUUUCAAGCAAGGCUAUGGUGCUUACAGGUGCAAGCUGUGCCCUUAUACCCAUGGUACACUGGAGAAGCUCAAAAUUCACUAUGAGAAAUACCACAAUCAACCUGAAUUUGAUGUUUUUGCUCAAUCACCACCAAAGGUGUCUGCUUCACUGGAGCCAGACAUGGUGACUGAAAUCAAGGCCUCCCCAGAAAUUGCUGCUGAGGAUGUUGGAGAAAUCUCUGUUGCAGCACCUCAUUUCUCCAGUUCUCAUUUAGUGUCACACACAGUUUUCCGGUGUCAGCUCUGCAAAUAUUUCUGCUCUACCCGGAAGGGGAUAGCCAGGCACUACCGCAUCAAACAUAACAAUGUACGGGCACAGCCAGAAGGCAAGAACAACCUCUUCAAAUGUGCUUUGUGUUCCUACACCAACCCUAUCCGCAAAGGGCUUGCAGCACACUACCAGAAAAGACAUGACAUUGAUGCUUACUACACUCACUGCUUAGCAGCCUCCAGGACAGUAAGCGACAAACCCAAUAAAGUGAUCAUUCCAUCUCCUCCCAAAGAUGACACUCCUCAGUUAAGUGAGGAGCUGAGGAGGGCUGUAGAGAAGAAGAAAUGCUCGCUUUGUUCCUUCCAGUCCUUCAGCAAAAAGGGUAUUGUGUCCCACUACAUGAAGCGUCACCCUGGUGUUUUCCCGAAGAAGCAGCAUGCAAGCAAGCUGGGGGGUUACUUCACUGCUGUAUAUGCCGAUGAGCAUGAAAAGCCAACUCCAACUGAGGAGAGGAAUGACUUUGAGAAGCCUGAGGUGGAAAGUGAGGCUCAGGAAAUUGAGUGGCUUCCCUUCAGGUGCAUAAAAUGUUUCAAGCUGUCCUUCAGCACAGCGGAGCUGCUGUGCAUGCAUUACACUGACCACCACAGCAAGGAUUUGAAGAGAGACUUUACCAUACUGGGAAGUGGCACCCGCUCUCAGAAUGCUGUCUACCAGUGCAAGCACUGUGAUAUGAAAUUGCAUAGCACGGCAGAGCUGACUGCACACUUGAAUGGUCACAAUGAGGAAUUCCAGAAGCGUGCCAAACGUCAGGAGAGGAGGAAGCAGCUUCUGAGCAAGCAGAAAUAUGCAGAUGGUGCUUUUGCAGAUUUCAAACAAGAGAGGGCUUUUGGGCACCUGGAAGAUGUUUCAAAACUUAAAGAGCGGAAAGUGGUUGGUUACAAAUGUAAAUUUUGUGUGGAAGUCCAUCCAACGCUUCGAGCCAUCUGUAAUCACCUCCGCAAGCAUGUCCAGUAUGGAAAUGUCUCUUCUGUGUCAGCUACAGUAAAGGGUCUGCGAUCUCACGAGAGGAGUCACUUGGCUCUGGCCAUGUUUACCCGGGAAGACAAGUACAGCUGCCAGUAUUGCUCCUUUGUCUCUGCAUUCAGGCACAAUCUGGAUCGUCACAUGCAGACCCAUCAUGGACAUCAUAAACCGUUCCGUUGCAAGUUGUGCCCAUUCAAGUCCUCUUAUAAUAGCCGCCUGAAAACCCAUAUACUGAAGGCUCAUGCUGGUGAACAUGCCUACAAAUGUUCCUCCUGCUCAUUUUCCACCAUGACAAUCAGCCAGCUGAAAGAGCACUCCUUGAAAGUGCAUGGGAAAGCAUUGACACUACCAAGACCCCGCAUGGUCAACCUUGCAGCCUCACACGCCCACCACACCUCCAAGAACCACACUCCUGCUGAAGAAGUGGAGGACUCUAAUGACUCCUCAUACUCAGAGCCUCCUGAUGUUCAACAGCAGUUGAACCACUAUCAGUCUGCAGCUUUAGCCAGGAACAACAACAACGUCAGCCCAAUCCCACUUUCAGGGAGUGCUGCAGGAAUGGAAAAAACGGAAGCCAUCCUUAACUGUGAAUUUUGUGAAUUCUCCUCGGGUUACAUACAGAGCAUUCGGCGUCAUUACCGUGACAAGCAUGGAGGGAAAAAACUCUUCAAGUGCAAAGAUUGUUCCUUUUAUACAGGCUUUAAAUCUGCUUUUACUAUGCACGUGGAAGCUGGGCAUUCGGCAGUUCCUGAGGAAGGACCCAAAGACCUUCGCUGUCCUCUUUGCCUAUAUCACACCAAAUACAAACGCAACAUGAUUGACCACAUAGUUCUGCACAGAGAAGAGCGGGUCGUUCCCAUUGAAGUCUGUCGUUCCAAACUGUCAAAGUACUUGCAGGGAGUUGUUUUCCGCUGUGAUAAGUGUACCUUUACCUGCUCCAGUGAUGAGAGCUUGCAGCAGCACAUAGAGAAGCACAAUGAACUGAAACCUUACAAAUGCCAACUCUGCUACUAUGAGACCAAACACACAGAAGAGCUGGACGCUCACCUUCGAGAUGAGCACAAGGUGAGUCGUAAUUUUGAGCUGGUUGGACGGGUUAACUUGGACCAGUUGGAACAAAUGAAGGGAAAAACAGAGAGCUCCAGCAGUGAUGAGGAAGAAAAAGAAGACGAGUUAAGCCCCAAAACUGAAGAGAGAGAUCCCAUGAUGUUUUCUGACACUGGUCCUCCAGAGAAACGCUUCCCGUGCGAAUUCUGUGGCCGAUCAUUUACAGAAGGCUCUGAGUGGGAGCGACAUGUGCUGAGACAUGGCAUGGCACUGAAUGAAAGUAAGCAUGGGACCAGCGAGGACAGCCAGCCGAAGGAGGAUGUGGAGGAGACUGUUAGCACACUGCCAGAAGAAAAAGAAAGCAUUGAGAAAAUGGUGCUGGACUAUUCCCACAGCAGUGAAACAGUAGUCAGUGUGGUAGCUGCUGACAAACCUCUCCAAGAAAACCCGGAGGCCAAAAACGAAUAA
This is a messenger RNA of Cygnus atratus (black swan), 8181 nucleotides long. It is a transcript of the gene ZNF462, whose product is annotated as zinc finger protein 462. The transcript is spliced from 13 exons. Bases 802 to 8181 code for a protein of 2459 amino acids. Gene Ontology annotation, biological process: regulation of gene expression. Gene Ontology annotation, cellular component: nucleus. Lineage: Eukaryota; Metazoa; Chordata; Aves; Anseriformes; Anatidae. The record is from RefSeq and is a predicted model, not a curated record.